AUGUACCACAAUGGGAAAUUCUACUGCAUAACAGUUGAAGCCGAAGUCUUCGCUUUUGACCUCAGUGGAGUUUCUCCCACCGUGACGGUGGUCGGCGAGAGCACGUCACUCGGUUUGACACAUUUCGACUGUCACAUUCCUUGCUCCCGUGUCAGACACAUUCACAGCAAAUACUUGGCGUGCUCGAGCACCGGGGAGCUGUUCCUGAUUUUGAGGCGCACAGUUCUCUCAUAUGAAUCGCUGGGAUGGAAGGCUAUCAUGGUUUGGAGGUACAAUCCUCAGCGUCAGCCAUGUUGGGAAGCUGUGAAGAACUUGGGGAAUAAGUCCUUGUUGAUCGGUAUCAACAACGCUAUAUCGAUUUCUACCGAGAAUUUUCGAGAUGCACGACGAGAUUGCGUCUACUUUACGGAGGCGCUGAUCAGAACCAUAGUCGAUGGCCGGCCCGAAUUCAUUCCUAGCAUUGUAGUGUCUGAUGUGCGACGGGGAAAGUGGGCGCGGGCAAACUCUCAGUUACAACCACUCUUGCUGCCACCCAUCUGGUUCACUCCCUCCAUGCCGUGA
Messenger RNA from Musa acuminata subsp. malaccensis (wild Malaysian banana), 561 nucleotides. Its product is annotated as F-box protein At3g56470-like. Gene Ontology annotation, molecular function: protein binding. The record is from RefSeq and is a predicted model, not a curated record. Lineage: Eukaryota; Viridiplantae; Streptophyta; Magnoliopsida; Zingiberales; Musaceae.